This is a messenger RNA of Acanthosepion pharaonis, 3012 nucleotides long. The record is from the annotation of a GenBank genome assembly. NCBI's taxonomy places the organism in Eukaryota, Metazoa, Mollusca, Cephalopoda, Sepiida, Sepiidae.
AUGGGAAAGAGACGGCGCAGCGCCAUUUUGAUUGGAGUAUUUCCUCUCAUUUUCACUCUCUGUCACCCCCCUAUAUACCCAGAUUUCCUCUCUGUCACCCCUAUACCCAGUAUUUCCUCUCACUUUUCACUCUCUGUCACCCCCAUAUGCCCAGUAUUUCCUCUCCUUUCCUCUCUGUCACCCCCCCCCCCCUAUUUCCUCUCAUUUUCACUCUCUGUCACCCCCUAUAUACCCAGUAUUUCCUCUCAUUUUCACUCUGUCACCCCCUAUAUACCCAGUAUUUCCUCUCAUUUUCACUCUCUGUCACCCCCUAUAUACCCAGUAUUUCCUCUCAUUUUCACUCUCUGUCCCCCCCAUAUACCCAGUAUUUCCUCUCAUUUUCACUCUCUGUAUUUUCUCUCUGUCACCCCCCCCCAUAUACCCAGUAUUUCCUCUCAUUUUCACUCUCUGUCACCCCCCUAUAUACCCAGUAUUUCCUCUCAUUUUCACUCUCUGUCACCCCCCUAUAUACCCAGUAUUUCCUCUCAUUUUCUCUCUGUCACCCCCUAUAUACCCAGUAUUUCCUCUCAUUUCACUCUCUGUCACCCCCUAUAUACCCAGUAUUUCCUCUCAUUUUCACUCUCUGUCACCCCCCUAUAUACCCAGUAUUUCCUCUCAUUUUCACUCUCUGUCACCCCCUAUACCCAGUAUUUCCUCAUUUUCACUCUCUGUCACCUCCCUAUAUACCCAGUAUUUCCUCUCAUUUUCACUCUCUGUCACCCCCCUAUAUACCCAGUAUUUCCUCUCAUUUUCACUCUCUGUCACCCCCCUAUAUACCCAGUAUUUCCUCUCAUUUCACUCUCUGUCACCCCCCCUAUGCCCAGUAUUUCCUCUCAUUUCACUCUCUGUCACCCCCCUAUAUACCCAGUAUUUCCUCUCAUUUUCACUCUCUGUCACCCCCCUAUAUACCCAGUAUUUCCUCUCAUUUUCACUCUCUGUCACCUCCCUAUAUACCCAGUAUUUCCUCUCAUUUUCACUCUCUGUCACCCCCCUAUAUACCCAGUAUUUCCUCUCAUUUUCACUCUCUGUCACCCCCCUAUAUACCCAGUAUUUCCUCUCAUUUUCACUCUCUGUCACCCCCCUAUAUACCCAGUAUUUCCUCUCAUUUUCACUCUCUGUCACCCCCCUAUAUACCCAGUAUUUCCUCUCAUUUCACUCUCUGUCACCUCCCUAUAUACCCAGUAUUUCCUCUCAUUUUCACUCUCUGUCACCCCCUAUAUACCCAGUAUUUCCUCUCAUUUCACUCUCUGUCACCCCCCUAUAUACCCAGUAUUUCCUCUCAUUUUCACUCUCUGUCACCCCCUAUAUACCCAGUAUUUCCUCUCAUUUUCACUCUCUGUCACCCCCCCUAUAUACCCAGUAUUUCCUCUCAUUUUCACUCUCUGUCACCCCCUAUAUACCCAGUAUUUCCUCUCACUUUCACUCUCUGUCACCCCCCUAUAUACCCAGUAUUUCCUCUCAUUUUCACUCUCUGUCACCCCCUAUAUACCCAGUAUUUCCUCUCAUUUUCACUCUCUGUCACCCCCCUAUAUACCCAGUAUUUCCUCUCAUUUUCACUCUCUGUCACCCUCCUAUAUACCCAGUAUUUCCUCUCAUUUUCACUUUUCUGUCACCCCCCUAUAUACCCAGUAUUUCCUCUCAUUUUCACUCUCUGUCACCCCCCAGCUAUAUACCCAGUAUUUCCUCUCAUUUUCACUCUCUGUCACCCCCCUAUAUACCCAGUAUUUCCUCUCAUUUUCACUCUCUGUCACCCCCUAUAUACCCAGUAUUUCCUCUCAUUUUCACUCUCUGUCACCUCCCUAUAUACCCAGUAUUUCCUCUCAUUUUCUCUCUCUGUCACCCCCCUAUAUACCCAGUAUUUCCUCUCAUUUUCACUCUCUGUCACCCCCCUAUACCCAGUAUUUCCUCUCAUUUUCACUCUCUGUCACCCCCUAUAUACCCAGUAUUUCCUCUCAUUUUCACUCUCUGUCACCUCCUAUAUACCCAGUAUUUCCUCUCAUUUUCACUCUCUGUCACCCUCCUAUAUACCCAGUAUUUCCUCUCAUUUCACUCUCUGUCACCCCCCCUAUAUACCCAGUAUUUCCUCUCAUUUCACUCUCUGUCACCCCCCUAUAUACCCAGUAUUUCCUCUCAUUUUCACUCUCUGUCACCCCCUAUAUACCCAGUUUUCCUCUCAUUUUCACUCUCUGUCACCCCCCUAUAUACCCAGUAUUUCCUCUCAUUUUCACUCUCUGUCACCCCCCUAUAUACCCAGUAUUUCCUCUCAUUUUCACUCUGUCACCCUCCUAUAUACCCAGUAUUUCCUCUCAUUUUUCACUCUCUGUCACCUCCCCUAUAUACAGUAUUUCCUCUCAUUUCACUCUCUGUCACCCUCCUAUAUACCCAGUAUUUCCUCUCAUUUCACUCUCUGUCACCCCCCCUAUACCCAGUAUUUCCUCUCAUUUUCACUCUCUGUCACCCCCUAUAUGCCCAGUAUUUCCUCUCAUUUUCACUCUCUGUCACCCCCCCAUAUAUACCUCAGUAUUUCCUCUCAUUUCACUCUCUGUCACCCCCCUAUAUACCCAGUAUUUCCUCUCAUUUUCACUCUCUGUCACCCCCCUAUAUACCCAGUAUUUCCUCUCAUUUUCACUCUCUGUCACCCCCCCCUAUACCCAGUAUUUCCUCUCAUUUUCACUCUGUCACCCCCCCCUAUAUACCCAGUAUUUCCUCUCAUUUUCACUCUCUGUCACCCCCUAUAUACCCAGUAUUUCCUCUCAUUUUCACUCUCUGUCACCCCCUAUAUACCCAGUAUUUCCUCUCAUUUUCACUCUCUGUCACCCCCCUAUAUACCCAGUAUUUCCUCUCAUUUUCACUCUCUGUCACCCCCCAUAUUUCCCUCAUUUCCUCUCAUUUUAUACCCACUCUCUGUCACCCCCCCCCCUACCCAGUAUUUCCUCUCAUUUUCACUCUCUGUCACCCCCCAUGACAAUCUAA